Bactrocera tryoni is the source of this 2347-nucleotide messenger RNA. Its product is annotated as protein toll-like. Gene Ontology annotation, cellular component: membrane. Gene Ontology annotation, molecular function: transmembrane signaling receptor activity; protein binding. The coding region runs from base 251 to 2269 and encodes 672 amino acids. Gene Ontology annotation, biological process: innate immune response; toll-like receptor signaling pathway. Lineage: Eukaryota; Metazoa; Arthropoda; Insecta; Diptera; Tephritidae. The record is from RefSeq and is a predicted model, not a curated record. The transcript has a single exon.
CCUGCGCUUUGACGUGACAAUUAACAGCAGCGCUGCAGAUGGUUUGCCUGCAGAACUUUUUCACAAACAAGGCGCUUUGAAGGAGCUUAGAUUGUUACUGUUAUGCAAACCGGAUGAAGUGGCGCUACCCACGCAAAUAUUCCACAGGCUAUACGCGCUGGAAGCGCUAUUAGUGCGCGUUGUACAAACCGAUCUCGAUGGCAUUACAAAUACGGUGCUGCGCAAUUUAACAGCUUUGCAUUUUCGUGAUAUGCCGAAUUUGCGCAAACUUAAUUUGGAUGGCAAUUAUAUGCAAACGUUGUCAGCUGAACUCUUUGUCACUUUACCCGAGUUAAACGAAUUGACUUUGUGCUUGAACCAUUUGGCGGCGCUGCCAAGCCGACUGCUGCGCGCGCAAAGUAAACUGAUAAAGCUUAGUCUAGCCGGCAAUAUGUUGCAGGCGCUACCGCCUGGUGUCUUCGAUACGACACCGCACUUAUGGGAACUUGACUUGAACGACAAUCAACUUUCAAAACCUACAAAUAUUAUUACAGCGAUCAAACCGCUGCGUUUUCUAUACCGGCUCAACUUGAGUUACAAUAACUUUUCGCGUAUUGAGGGCGCUGAUGAGUAUGCAAACCGCACACUACUCACGCGCCAGAAUAUUAGAAAAAUUAGUGACGCGCCGCCUUAUUUUCAACAAUAUUUAGCGCAGCUGUCGACCAAACAAUAUGCGCCGCCAUACAAUAUGACUGUAAUCAACCUGAGUCAUAAUCGUGUUGAAACAUUUCAUUUACAUAGCAUCAGCGCUGCUAUGUUGCAAUGUCCCUAUGAGCUCGAUUUCACCAAUAAUCAAAUAAAGCAUAUCUACGCGCUAAGUCAUCCAGAACAAAGUCACAGCGACUGUACGCGUAAGUUGCUAUUUCAGUUCAAUCCACUGCAGUGUGACUGUGCCUUAGCUUGGACCUACAGCAUGAAUUUCUCGAUGGCGACUAACUGGGAGUGUGUUAGGCGUGAUGGCAGCAAUUAUAUGUAUUUACAUGGGCAGCGCGCUAUGUGCGCCUGGACGCCGAAAUUUUGCCCUAGCGCUUGCAACUGCCGCUAUGACGCGCAAGCACUUCACAUCAACUGUACACACGCCUUGUUGAAUAGCUUGACACAGUUGCCACGCCCAGCGCAGGUUUCUUUGACGCAGAGCACGCUGGAUAUUACGCACAACCGCUUUUUUGAAUUGCCAUCGAAUUUGACUUUCGGUUACGCUAAUGUGACGCGCCUGUAUGCAGCACACAAUCGCCUAGAAAAUAUACAAAGCGCGCACCUGCCGCCGCAUUUGCAACUCUUGGAUGUGCGGAAUAAUCGUUUAGCGCGCUUAAGCAACAGUUUCAUUUUGCACUACCUCAAUGAAAGCGCCACUUUACAGCAGCUUUAUCUCUCCGAGAAUCCAUGGCUUUGCGACUGUGAGGUCGAGCAAUUGUUAAACGCUGUGCGCGCGCAUCGUAAGCGCAUACCCGAUGUGGCGCUUCUAGCUUGCGCGAAUUUGCAAAAUACCAGCUUGCUGCAAGCGCGCUACACAGAAGUUUGUGUGCCAGCAUCAGCGCGGCGUUUGCGGUUGUUGUGGUCACUUUUCGGCAUGUCGCUAGCAGCUAUUGUGUUAAUUAGUGUAUUAGCGCUUUACUAUAAAUAUAAUUUGGAGCUACAUGUGUGGCUAUACGCGCACGAUAUGUUUCUCUGUUGCAUACGCGAAUAUGACUUGGAUAAGGAAAAAACAUUCGAUGCAUUCAUAUCGUAUGCGCAUCAAGACGAGUCGUUUGUUAAUGACAUACUCUUGCCUGGUCUAGAGCAAGGUGAGCCACCAUUUCGCGUGUGUACGCAUGAACGCAAUUGGCUCGCCGGCGCUUACAUACCCGAACAAAUUAUUGAAUCCGUCGCUCAAUCGCGGCGCACAAUCAUUGUGCUCUCGCAGCAUUUUAUCGCAUCGGAUUGGGCGCGCAUGGAAUUUCGGACGGCGCAUCAGUGCGCUUUGAAUGAACGACGCGCGCGCUUAAUUAUCAUAAAGUAUGGCGAGCUUACCGAUCUCACGAUGAUUGAUAAGGAGUUGCGCGCCUAUUUAGAUAUGAACACAUAUUUGAAGUGGGAGGAGCAUCCAUGGUUUUGGCGUAAGCUGCGUUAUGCUAUGCCACAUCGCAAGGGUGAGCUGCGUGAUGGCGACAUGCUUGAGUUGAAUGAACGUCACAGAGUUUAUGUCAUUGGCGAUGUGGAGCUGAAUCGGCUGCGUGGCCACGAUGGAUAGCAUACUAUGUGGACGUUUGUACAGAUCAGUUUAGUAUAGUAUCUAUUUUGUGUUUCGAAAUUAAACAUAUAUAGUUGU